Messenger RNA from Clarias gariepinus (North African catfish), 1072 nucleotides. Its product is annotated as glutathione S-transferase Mu 4-like. Gene Ontology annotation, biological process: glutathione metabolic process. Lineage: Eukaryota; Metazoa; Chordata; Actinopteri; Siluriformes; Clariidae. The coding region runs from base 120 to 779 and encodes 219 amino acids. The transcript is spliced from 8 exons. The record is from RefSeq and is a predicted model, not a curated record. Gene Ontology annotation, molecular function: glutathione transferase activity.
GUUACCACGACACACCCCUUUAUUCAUUAUUCACGACAGCGAGUCACAACAGAUUAAAGUCGAGAGUGUUGCAUCCUGUUCAGGAUCUUGUGUGAAUCCGCACUGUGGUUGUGUUCAUAAUGGCGAUGAAGCUGGCUUACUGGGAUAUUAGAGGGCUUGCUCAGCCCAUUCGCCUGCUGUUGGAGUACACUGGCACCAAAUGGGAGGAUAAACUCUAUUCAUGCGGUGAAGCUCCCAAUUAUGAUAAAAGCUGCUGGUUGAAUGACAAAGCGAAGCUCAAAAUGGACUUUCCCAAUCUGCCCUACCUUGAGGAUGGAGAGAGAAAAAUUGCGCAGAGUAACGCCAUACUGAGAUACAUCGCCCGCAAACACAACCUGUGUGGGAAGACAGAGGAUGAGAUUGUCAGAGUGGACAUCCUGGAGAAUCAGGCAAUGGACUUCCGGAAUGGAUUUGUCAUGCUCUGUUAUUUUGACUUUGAGAGCAAAAAGCAAAGCUACUUGGAAGCACUGCCUGGAAUUCUGAAGCAAUUCUCUGACUUUUUGGGGGAGAGGAAGUGGUUUGCUGGUGAUAAGAUCACUUUUGUGGACUUCAUUAUGUAUGAAUUGUUGGACCAGCACCGCAUGUUUGAACCCAAAUGCCUGGACAAUUUCAAGAACCUUAGAGAUUUGUUGGACAGAUUUGAGGCGCUUGAGAAGAUAUCAGCGUACAUGAAGUCAAACAGAUUCAUGAAAACACCUGUCAACAGCAAGAUGGCGAAGUGGGGAAACAAAAAGGAAUGAGGCAGCAUCAUGUUUUUUGAUAGAUGAUGAUAAUAUAGGUAAUGGAAGUGAUUCAUGCUGAGUUUUUUUCAAACAAUGUUUUAAAUCACAUUUAAAAGCUUAAAGGUCCCUAAACAGCAUAGUUUUGAGACUGUAAUUGAACCAAAUUAGGCCAAUUUAUUUUGAAAAGGGUAUAAAUAAACGUCAGCAGAGCACUUGCAUUAAAUUUCAGUUGUUUAAAGCAAAAUAAAAAGCCUUGUUUUAAAUGCUUUUGUAAACUAAUUUGGAAGAGUAACACUUUUUUUUACCCUUUU